Messenger RNA from Rhineura floridana, 1245 nucleotides. It is a transcript of the gene GAPDH, whose product is annotated as glyceraldehyde-3-phosphate dehydrogenase. The transcript has 12 exons. NCBI's taxonomy places the organism in Eukaryota, Metazoa, Chordata, Lepidosauria, Squamata, Rhineuridae. Gene Ontology annotation, biological process: glucose metabolic process. Gene Ontology annotation, molecular function: oxidoreductase activity, acting on the aldehyde or oxo group of donors, NAD or NADP as acceptor; NADP binding; NAD binding. The record is from RefSeq and is a predicted model, not a curated record. The coding region runs from base 89 to 1090 and encodes 333 amino acids.
CGGGGGCCCUUCCUUCUCACCUCCUCACUGUACUGCGGAGUUGAGUUAGGUCAGGGACCCUUUAGGAGCGCUAUUUCCAGAGACAAAGAUGGUGAAAAUCGGAGUUAACGGAUUUGGCCGUAUUGGCCGUCUGGCCACCAGAACUGCAGUGAUGUCUGGAAAAGUCCAGGUUGUGGCUAUCAAUGACCCCUUCAUUGAUCUGAACUACAUGGUCUACAUGUUCAAAUAUGACUCCACUCAUGGCCGUUUCCAUGGUGACGUGAAGGCCGAGAAUGGAAAACUGGUGAUCAAUGGAAAUGCCAUCACAAUCUUCCAAGAGCGUGACCCUGCAAACAUCAAGUGGGGAGAUGCUGGUGCAGAAUAUGUUGUGGAAUCCACUGGUGUGUUCACUACCACAGAGAAGGCCAGCGCUCACUUGAAGGGUGGUGCUAAGCGUGUUGUAAUCUCUGCCCCAUCAGCUGAUGCUCCCAUGUUUGUGAUGGGUGUCAACCAUGAGAAAUACGACAAGUCUCUGAAAAUCGUCAGCAAUGCUUCUUGCACCACCAAUUGCCUUGCUCCCUUGGCCAAGGUCAUCAAUGACAACUUUGGCAUUGUGGAAGGCCUCAUGACCACAGUCCAUGCCAUCACAGCCACACAGAAGACUGUAGAUGGUCCCUCUGGGAAGUUGUGGCGAGAUGGCAGAGGAGCUGCUCAGAACAUCAUCCCAGCGUCCACAGGUGCAGCUAAGGCUGUUGGCAAGGUCAUCCCUGAGCUGAAUGGAAAACUCACAGGGAUGGCUUUCCGCGUCCCCACUCCAAAUGUUUCCGUUGUGGACUUAACAUGCCGCUUGGAGAAACCAGCCAAGUAUGAUGACAUUAAGAAGGUUGUGAAGGCAGCUGCUGAUGGCCCAAUGAAGGGUAUCCUGGGAUACACCGAGGAUCAGGUUGUCUCCUCUGACUUCAAUGGUGACACACAUUCUUCCAUCUUUGACGCAGCUGCUGGCAUUGCUCUCAACGAUCACUUUGUCAAGCUGGUCUCCUGGUAUGACAAUGAAUUUGGAUACAGCAACCGUAUAGUAGAUUUGUUGGUUCACAUGGCAUCUAAGGAGUAAAAGCAGAGUACCAUUUUUUCCCCUUAAAACUCGCUCUAAUCUUGCAGUAAGAGGCUUUCUCCAUUCCAUCUGCCUCUGAGGAAGUGGAGAGGCUGGAAGAAACGUGAAUGUUUCAGUAACAUCUCCCCUCUCAAUAAAGUCAUCACUGUUGAAAA